This is a messenger RNA of Elaeis guineensis (African oil palm), 2164 nucleotides long. RefSeq names its product pentatricopeptide repeat-containing protein At2g13600. Gene Ontology annotation, molecular function: protein binding; RNA binding. Gene Ontology annotation, biological process: RNA modification. Lineage: Eukaryota; Viridiplantae; Streptophyta; Magnoliopsida; Arecales; Arecaceae. The record is from RefSeq and is a predicted model, not a curated record.
AUUAACUACUGGAUCGAUGGGAUAGAGGUUUCCAAAUUUCCUGCAUAAGCUGUUCCACUCGCUUUAAUAGCAUAUCUAAAUAACCUAAACAAGAGCUUAAAAAGAAAAGAAAAGAAAAGAAGGAAAAAAAAAAGGCUUAGACCCCACCAAACCCAAGCUAAAGCGGAUGGAAGUGGGGGUAUGAAUUCUGAAACGUUUUGAUGCCACAUCGGAGCAGCGGCAGCAGCGGUCUUUCUGCCUGGCUGUCCUCCCUCUUGAGAAGCUGCGCGCCUCUCUCCGCGCUCCGCCCCGGAAAGCAAGCCCAUGCCCAGGCCAUCGCCCAUGGCCUCCUCCCCCACGCCACCCUCGAGACCGACCUCGUCCUCAUGUACUCCCGCUGCUCCCACCCCCACCUCGCCCGCCAGGUCUUCGACCGAAUGCUCCACCGAAACAUGCACUCCUGGAACAUCCUCCUCUCCUCCUACGUCCAGACCUCCCUCUUUGACCACGCCCUCGCUCUCAUUCAUCCCUUCCUCCAAUCCGGCCUUCGCCCCGACCACUUCACCCUCCCUUCCCUUCUCAAGGCGUGCGCCGGCACCGGCGAUGCUUCUCUCGGAAUGGCACUCCACAACCGGGCCAUCGUUCUCGGCCUCGAAGACCAUGUUGUCGUGGCGGGAUCCGUACUCGACAUGUAUGCGAAAUGUGGAAAUUUAGUUGAUGCACAUUGCUUGUUCGAAACUAUGCUGAACAGAGAUGUGGUGACAUGGAACUCCAUGAUUUCUGGCCUUGCAAGAGCUGGGCAUUCCAUUGAAGCACUGCAUAUCUUCCAACGAUUGCAUUGGAAGGGGGAGGAGAUGGAUUCAAGGGCUAUCCCAAGCGUCCUGCAUGCCUGCGGUAGACUUGGUGAUUUGAUUAGAGGGAAAGAAGUUCAUGGGAGAAUGGUUCGAUGUUUGGUAUUCGAUUCUGAUAUUGCAAUUGGGAAUUCUUUGAUCGACAUGUAUGCCAAGUGCGGUUGCCUCGAACACUCGCAUAAGGUUUUCCUAAGCAUGUGCAAUAGGGAUCUUGUGACCUGGUCUACAUUGAUAUCUUGCUAUGGACUUCAUGGUAAGGGAAAGGAAGCAUUGACUCUUUACAAGGAGAUGAUAGCACAUGGACUUCAGCCCAACUGUAUCACCUUCACUUCAGUCUUAGCUAGCUGUAGCCACUCUGGCCUAAUUGAUGAAGGCCGGCAGGUCUUCGAUUCGAUGGUUGACGCUUAUGAGGUUGAGCCUAGAGUCGAGCACUAUGCUUGCAUGGUGGAUCUUUUGGGCCGCUCAGGGAGCAUAGGAGAAGCUCUAGCAUUGAUAUAUGAGAUGCCGAUGGAGCCAGCACCAAGUGUUUGGGGAGCUUUGCUAGGUGCUUGUGUUGUCCACAGGAAUGUGGAGGUUGGAGAAAUUGCUGCAUAUAAGCUAUUUGAAUUGGAGGCUGGCAAUCCUAGCAACUAUGUCGCACUCUGCGGCAUAUAUGAUGCUGUUGGUCGGUGGGACGGUGUGGCACAGAUGAGAUCAAGGAUGAGGGAAUUUGGCAUGGUGAAGAUACCAGGGUGCAGUUGGAUUGAUGUGAAGGGGAGGAUGCAUGUUUUCUACCAGGGGAGUGUUUCACAUCCUUUGGCAAAGAGAAUUAAUGAGGUGUUGGAUGUGUUGGCAAAGAUGAUGGCGAAUUCAGAUGAUCGGCAUGGAUGAUUUGGAUGAGUAUUUUUAGCAUUUGAGCUUCCAUCUCAUCAUUGUAGUGCAUGAGGUGCACCAUGAGAUCCGGCUCAAGGAGCUUCAAUGGUCUGUACAAUAAACAGACAUCGGAUAUAUGUUCUCAGGGCAUAUUACUGAGUUUCAAUCAGGGUUCAUGCAAUUUUUUACCUCCUGGCUGACAUCGGGCUACGCCUGGCCGAGAGCAUCGACUCCCCGAGCAUCCCUCAAUUCUCAGUUUGAUUGCUUUUCUCAGAAUUGGAAGGGACUAAUUCCCACCCUACCAGGCUCUUGGAUAGACUAAAGUCAUUGCUCCAAGGACCAAGGAUUUAUAUAUACAGGAUUGAAGAAAGAUUCCUAUGGAAUUGAAUCUUGCCCCCUGCUACUUGUUGCAAGGAUGUACUAUCCGGACUAACCAAGAUUCUUGGUUCUGCUGUCGUUGUUUUCCAAUUAUUUGUCAUGCA